Molecule: messenger RNA, 3396 nt
Organism: Suillus plorans
Lineage: Eukaryota; Fungi; Basidiomycota; Agaricomycetes; Boletales; Suillaceae
Exons: 11
Coding region: 1-3396 (1131 amino acids)
Source: RefSeq, a predicted model, not a curated record
AUGGCAGGAACAAUCCUCUCAGAUAGUGAUGACGAACCUCGACCAGUGCGUCCAGCGCGCAAAAUCAAGCCCUCUGCUGCGCUCCUCGAGCAUUCUGAGAAGGCGGCUCUCCCAUCUCAAACCAAAGCCAUCAAUGCAUUUCGUGCGGCAGAGGCCGCAAAGCAUGGUUCCAACAAUCCCCAGCCCACUAACUCACCCAGUCCACCUGCUCCUGAACCCACUGUCCCUGCGCCUACUAACAAACGAUCAUGCACCGAAGAUGCUGAAGAAGGCUAUGAACCGAGUGACGAGGAACGCGAAAAUGCGCGGACAAACCCCAAAUCCAAACGAGCCCGCCAGCAUCAGCAAGCUACUGUCGAAGACCACGAAGAUGUGGACGAGGAUGGAAUUCUCAUAGAUAUUGCCGUACAGCUUUCUUUCUUGAAGGCCUGCAAAGCAGUGCGCACCAGAGCCCGCCGUGCCUACGAGAAGAGUCUAAAGCUUGACAAAAAGCGUCUGGCGGCAAAAGCGCGUGCAAAGGCGGAGAAAUUAGCCUAUGUCACUGCGGCAUCACAUCCAAUGCCAAACGCCACUCAAACACUCACAAGCCGUACUGCCAUUGGCAAUAGCAGCCAGGCCUCAGCCUAUUUGGGCGAAGGUUCUUCGAGGGACCCCCAGGCUUUAAUUCAUCCGGCUCCUGAGGUAGAUUUGGGUGAAGGCUCUUCGAAGAGCCCCUUAACUCAUUCUGCCCUUGAGGCCCUACCAAGAUUGACACCUCCACCACCUCCUGCCUCAUCAUCUUCACUCGAACAUCAUAUGGACACCAGCACCUGUGUUCAGGAAGACAUAUGUGACUUCGACAUGUACUAUGCCUCGCACUCACCCCCUCCACAAAGCCCCUCCGAGUCAGUGGCUCAAAGUCCCCUGAUCCCUCCGUCGCAAGUCAAACGGAUACGAAAACCGGCUAGAGUCAGAGCCGCUGGAUUUGACGACCCACUUCCUGAGGGUCCUGGCCCACUCGAGGCUGACGGUUCGGGCUGUGUUGAGCCCGAGGUCGUAGCUCCUCCCGAACCCAUCGAAAACGUUGACCCUCAGACUCCUGCGUUUUGUCUCCGGCGUUUUCUCAUCCGAAUUCUGGAAAUCGUGCGCACAUUACCCAAUGCCUUCGGCCUGACACGUCUGUAUCGCGGUCGCCCCACUCGCAUCCCUGACCUCGAUAGUGAUCUGAACGACCUCACCGCCACAAAUUUACAAACUCUACCCGCUAUCACUGAUAAAUCCAUAUCCGACAUCAUCUCACCAUAUCCCAACGAGAACGCAUUCAAUUUCGGCCGUUGGUAUUGGAACACGACUCGUCAAUCCAAAUCUACUAGACAAGAAUUACUGGACAAUGUCAUCUUGCGUCCAGGUUUCGAUCCCGAAGAUCUUCGCGGCGUCAACUUUGACAAAAUCGACAAGCAACUCGCCCAGGAUUUGAGUUCUCCUUUGGAAGGCAACGGUUGGCGAAAUGAUCCAAUCACUGUCAAUAUACCGACAUCUCAGAAGGCCACGAAAGCGUCCAAGAAGAAGGACCGGAAUACUGAGCGAGCAGCGCGUGUUCACGACGAGGUUGAUGAAGAGGCGGGUACUGUGGGGACACGUAAGUUUUGCAUUGGCGAUUUCCAUCACCGGAGCUUAGUGCAUAUCUUGCGUACCGCUAUUGAGAGCAACACUCCGCACGCUCAACAAUACCACUGGCACCCAUACGAGCAAUUUCACCAGUCCCCUGAUCCCAAUACACCUCCGGUUCGCGUGUUUGAUGAAGUUUACACGGGUGAUGCGUUCUUAAAAGCAGAUCGUGAUUUGCAAAACUCUCCAGGGGAACCCGACUGUGAUUUACCACGCGUCAUUGCGGGGAUCAUGGUGUGGUCUGACGCGACUCAUGUUGCACAGUUUGGGCAGGCACGGCUUUGGCCCAUCUAUAUCUACUUGGCCAAUCUAUCCAAAUAUUCCCGUUGCAAACCAACUUCAACUGCUUCUCAUCAAGCUGCGUAUUUACCGAAGCUUCCUGAUACUGUGCAGGAUUUUCUACGGUCAUUUGACCAUGGCGCAUUAGACCCACUGUUAGCACAUUUGCGUCGCGAGGUUUUCCAUGAAGCCUGGCGACUUCUUCUCGAUGACGAGUUUGUGCAGGCGUACGAGCAUGGCAUUGUUCUUGAUUGUGCAGACGGCGUUCGUCGACGUGUCUACCCUCGCAUAUUCACUUACUCUGCUGAUUACCCUGAGAAAGUUUUGAUCGCAACAAUUCGUGACAUGGGGGGCUGUCCAUGUCCACGCUGUACGAUACCCAAGGACAUGAUACCUGGACUUGGCACUCGAGAAGAUUCUUAUAUUCGAACCCACCAAACUCGCCUCGAUAACGACGAACGGAGGGACAAUAUCAAGCAGGCUUGUGGGUUCAUCUACGACAAACAUUAUGUUGUCACCAGCAAACCGGUGGAGGAAAUAUUAAAACCGGAGUCGCAGGUUCCGACAGAGAAUGCCUUCUCAUCUCGCUUGUCCCAUUUUGGCUUCGACUUUUUUAUGAUGCUCGUGGUUGAUUUAAUGCACGAAUUCGAGCUAGGCGUUUGGAAGGCCUUACUCACCCAUCUGAUCCGCAUUCUACACACGCAAGGUCCUACAAUUGUCGCUGAAUUCAACGCUCGGUUUCGGCUCAUACAACCAUUUGGCCAGUCGACCAUCAGAAGGUUCCCUCACAAUGUUUCCGAGUUGAAAAAGUUGGCUGCGCAUAAUUUUGAGGACAUCCUGCAGUGCUCAAUCCCAUGUUUCGAAGGUUUGAUACCCUCUCCGCACAAUGAGUCAAUCAUGGACCUUCUAUUCCUGACCUGCUACUGGCACUCGUUGGCGAAGUUGCGCAUGCAUACAGAAACAUCACUCGAGGUCCUCGACACUGUCACGACUGCUUUCGGGCAAAAGAUCCGGCACUUCGCUGAGGAAACGUGCCGUCAAUUUAAUACCGUUGAAACUGAUUCAGAAUACAUGGCACGAAAGCGGGCUGAAGGAAGACGAGAAGCUCGUGGCGACAACCUUAGAAAGAAGGAUGCUAACCUUGCCAUGUCUGGCAAACGUACCCGGGGGUUUAACCUUAUGACGUCGAAACUUCAUGCUCUUGGUGAUUAUGUGGCUCAAAUUCGAAUGUUUGGCACCACUGAUUCAUUUACUUCACAAAUUGGGGAGCUCCAGCAUCGAGUUCUCAAGGCUUGGAAUGAUCGGACAAGCAAGAAUAACCCAGUGCCGCAGAUCAUUGCAAUGGAUGUUCGAGAGAAUGCGCAUAGCCGGAUGUCAGAAGACCUGAAACGCUUAGCCGCAAUACAAGCUGACGCUGGUUCAAUGGCUGACUCCGAAUCAUUACCAUUCGCUGCUCCGGCCGCUGCCUGA